This is a messenger RNA of Spodoptera littoralis (African cotton leafworm), 636 nucleotides long. NCBI's taxonomy places the organism in Eukaryota, Metazoa, Arthropoda, Insecta, Lepidoptera, Noctuidae. The record is from the annotation of a GenBank genome assembly.
AUGUUCAGCAAAGUGGUAGCUCUGUGCGGUUUAGUAGCGGUGUGCCAGGCUGGUCUCCUGCCCGCCCCUGUGCAUUAUUCCUCUGCUGCCGCUGUCUCCUCCCAGAACAUCGUGCGUCACGACCAGUCUGCCCAAAACGUCGCCGUCGCAGCUCCAAUUGCUUACCACGCCGCUCCUGCUGCCGUCGCCUACCAUGCUGCCCCUGCUCACUACUCUUCAGCUGCUGCCGUAUCAUCUCAAAACAUUGUGCGUCAUGACCAGCCAGCUCAACGUGUAGCGGUCGCUGCCCCAGCUGUGGCUUACCACGCUGCUCCUGCCGUCGCAUACCACGCCGCCCCCGCUGUGGCCUACCACGCAGCUCCCGUCGUAGCUCAAGCUGAAGAGUUCGACGCUCACCCCAAAUACGAGUACAACUACUCCGUAGCUGACAGCCACAGCGGUGACAACAAGUCCCAGCAGGAGUCUCGCGACGGUGACGUCGUGAAGGGCUCGUACUCCUUCCACGAAGCCGACGGCUCCGUCAGGACUGUGGAGUACUCCGCCGACGACCACAGCGGCUUCAACGCCGUGGUGCACAACUCCGCGCCCACUGCCGCUCCCGUGCACGUUGCUCCCGCUCACUACAUCCACCACUAA